Messenger RNA from Guillardia theta CCMP2712, 1674 nucleotides. RefSeq lists its product as hypothetical. The record is from RefSeq and is a predicted model, not a curated record. Lineage: Eukaryota; Cryptophyceae; Pyrenomonadales; Geminigeraceae. Bases 1 to 1674 code for a protein of 557 amino acids. The transcript is spliced from 18 exons.
AUGCCGACCACACCAGGAUGCAAAGAAACUCAAGUCGCCGGGUACACCAUCACGAAAGAGGUUCGAAGAGUGCAACAAGAAGCUCAAGAAAUUCGCUCAGAAGAUCGGGUAGGCAAGACUUCGACGUUCCUGAACGCGCGAGAGGAUUGGGGAGCAUUCAGGAAUCAGCUGAAGAAAGGAAGUUACUCCGUUGAAGGGCUCGCAAGCUGGCUGAGGAGUAUCGAGGAGCGGCUGUGUGUAAACUGCUACUUCCCUGAAUGGGUCGAGAAGAGGAGAGCAGCUUGGAUCGAUGAGUUGAAAUCGGCAUCGACGAUACAGGAGUUCAUGGCGCUAUUGAAGGAGAUCGACAGCGACGGAAUGAACUGGGAGAAGCACGAGCUUAUGCAUGCCGUGCUGGACGCUGUGGACAUGAUCCCCUAUUCGGAGGUCAAGGAGAACAACGAGAAGUACUGGGAGUUCUACUUGCCCAAGAAGCUGCAGGAGGCGAUGACACCCCGUGCUCUCAUCCUCGUCCUGAAAGAGAUCGACGACAUGAUCAAGGACGAGAGCAAGAUCAGGGAGGAAGACUGGAGGAAGAGAAAGGAGAAGUGGACGGAGCAAUGCAGGGGGGUCAAGACGUGGGGAGAGGCAGAGAAGCUGUUCUCGACCUGGGAUGACAACGCAGUCGACUGGCGCAAGGCGAGAAACGCGAUGGAGAAGGAGAAUACUGUGAUGGAGCAGAAGUCGAAGGAGAAUCAGGGAAAGCGAGAGAAUAAGAGGGACGCUGCUGAUUUCUCCUCCUCCUCCUCCUCCUCCAAGAAGGCUAGGAAGGGCGAUUCGUCUCCACAGGGCAUGCUCGACCCCCUACAGCACAACUCUCAUAUGGUUCUGUCUCAGGGUGAGGAGGAGGGAGGUAGCAACAAGGAGCCAGCGUAUCCUGCUGGUCAGGCUGCUGCUUCCACCAGCAAGAAGGACCUCGCUCUCAUGGCGCCAGUCUCGGCUCAGGCCGUCCUCCUCUCCGACGCGGCUCACUCCACCCACCCCUGGCUCAGCCCUCAGUCGGUCGUGGCGACCCCCAUCGGAGUUGUGAGCAGCAGCAGACAGAGGGACGGGGAAGAGCUGAACAUCGCAAACGUCUGGAAUCAAGCGAACGCGCUCAUGCAGGGAGUGGCCAACGAGCUCUGCAAGAGCAAUCGUUGCUCUCCCCGCACGUCUCUUGUGCAUGCCGCUGAAGCUUACUACCGCUCGACCAUUGACAGGUUCCUCACGCUCUACCAACGGGACUACAUCCUUGCCUCGCAGCUGCUGGCUCACCACAACGUGAGGGAGGAGGAGGCGGAGGAGCUGAAGGAGCUGAAAGAGGAGCAGGUGGAGGUGGUGAAGAGAAGCAUCGCUGAGCUCCAGGCAAAGCUUGAGAUGCUCCGACGAGCCUUUGACAACCCUACUUCCUUUGAGCAGCAGCUACAGAUCAAGAAGGUAAGAGACGAGGAGGAGGCAGUAGACUGGGGGAGGCCGAAGGGGACGAGGGAGUUGGAUGCGGUGUAUACGAACUUGGAAGAGCAGCAGCUACUUGAAGCUGAUCUGCAGCGAUCGAUGGAACUCAAGGCAGAAGUGGAGAUGAUCAUGCACAGGAGGGAUUGUCUGACACAGUUCGGAAACUUGUUCGGUGCGAUGGAGGGAAGAGGAACCGGAUAG